This is a messenger RNA of Fraxinus pennsylvanica, 852 nucleotides long. NCBI's taxonomy places the organism in Eukaryota, Viridiplantae, Streptophyta, Magnoliopsida, Lamiales, Oleaceae. The record is from the annotation of a GenBank genome assembly.
AUGGCAGAUGCUUUGAGUUCUUCUACUGUAUAUGGCUGCUUCACUGCAACAAAGGCCCAGGCGAGAGGAUUGAAAAAACAUUUGAAGAGACUCAAUGCCCCAAAGCAUUGGAUGCUUGACAAGCUUGGUGGAGCAUUUGCUCCCAAGCCAUCGUCGGGGCCACAUAAAUCAAGGGAGUGCUUGCCGUUGAUCCUUAUUAUACGAAACAGGUUGAAGUAUGCUCUAACAUAUCGUGAAGUCAUUGCCAUUUUAAUGCAACGACAUGUUUUGGUUGAUGGGAAGGUUCGGACAGAUAAGACUUAUCCUACUGGCUUCAUGGAUGUUGUUUCAAUUCCAAAGACAAAUGAGAACUUUCGUCUCCUCUAUGACACUAAAGGCAGAUUCAGGCUUCAUUCGGUUAGGGAUGAGGAGGCAAAGUUUAAGCUUUGCAAGGUUCGAUCUGUCCAAUUUGGGAAGAAGGGAAUCCCAUACCUCAACACUUACGAUGGCAGAACCAUCCGUUAUCCAGAUCCUCUCAUAAAAGCCAAUGAUACCAUCAAGUUAGAUUUGGAGUCCAACAAGAUUGUUGAUUUUAUCAAAUUUGAUGUUGGGAAUGUAGUCAUGGUCACUGGUGGAAGAAACAGAGGACGUGUUGGAGUCAUUAAGAACAGGGAAAAGCACAAGGGUAGCUUCGAGACCAUUCAUAUCCAGGAUGCACUUGGGCAUGAGUUUGCCACUCGUUUAGGAAAUGUUUUCACUAUUGGUAAAGGUACUAAACCGUGGGUAUCCCUACCCAAGGGAAAAGGUAUCAAAUUGUCCAUCAUUGAAGAGGCACGGAAGAGGCUUGCUGCCCAAUCGGCUACAACUGCUUAA